Triticum urartu is the source of this 846-nucleotide messenger RNA. The record is from RefSeq and is a predicted model, not a curated record. NCBI's taxonomy places the organism in Eukaryota, Viridiplantae, Streptophyta, Magnoliopsida, Poales, Poaceae.
AUGUGCCCUCGUUCUCGGGCCUGCCUGGGCCUCCCCGAGCGCAGACACACACACUUCAACAACCUCUCCGAGGGAGACUGCUCUCGCGGAGUCACAGUCACAGAUCCCCUUGUUGACUCGCUCAGUCUCCGGGUCUCCUCCCUCUCCAACUCUCAUCUCAAGGUCGAAGGCGACGGCGUCCAAGGGCCGGCCGGCCGGAGCAACCGCCUCAGAUUUCUAACCCCGGCCUCCCCUUCCCCCUCAAGCCGGCAACUGCUUUUCUUCCUGCAAUCCCAAGGUGCGAAUGAAUAUACCAUGGAUUUCGGACAAAAGACGGCGGCGGUAGUGACAUUUAUGAAGUACGCGGGGGCCAUGAAAGGUUUCAAGGUCGGCGCAGCAGCUGCCGCUGUAGUAGCCGCGACCACGGCCGCCAUAUCAGGGAAAGACACGAACAAAUGCAAUCCCAAGCCAAGAACAAAAUGAUGGUAUAUGCUCAUCAUUGGUGGAGAAGCACUUUGCGGAAAAUGCCGUAAUUGCACUCUACGUAGUUGUAGUUUAAGCUAUCUUCAAGUAUCAUGUUUUUUUUUUUUUUGCGGGGCUUCAAGUAUCAUGUUACUUCAUGCGUUGGAAAAUGUCACACCCAGAAGUCAUGUUGCCGUGAGCAAAACAGUGGAAUUGAGUAAAAUUCAUCCAUGGUCAUUAAACUUGGCUCUAAGGUUUAGUUUGAUCACUAUCUGGGGUGAAGCUAGAGCACAAAAUUCAUUGUUGUUAGCUUUAUUAUUUAGCGCCAUUCUUGUACUUGUAAACAGUGAUGUGGACUAUCCAAUAAAGUGCUGGCUAAAUUACAUUGGUGCUAGCUAACCACAA